Molecule: messenger RNA, 4755 nt
Organism: Salvelinus fontinalis (brook trout)
Lineage: Eukaryota; Metazoa; Chordata; Actinopteri; Salmoniformes; Salmonidae
Product: transmembrane anterior posterior transformation protein 1 homolog
Exons: 13
Coding region: 1827-3287 (486 amino acids)
Biological process (GO): positive regulation of cilium assembly; maintenance of protein localization in endoplasmic reticulum
Cellular component (GO): endoplasmic reticulum membrane; ciliary basal body
Source: RefSeq, a predicted model, not a curated record
UUAGGAUUGUUCUUAUUUUCCUCAAUUAAGUUGGAAAAUAGGAUGAUCGAGUGGCAGUGAGGGCUCUUCGAUACUGUACGGUACUGUCUUUCCAAGCUUGUCGGAAGACUUCCAGUUUGAUGUAGCGCCAUUUCCGUUCCAAUUUUCUGGAAGCUUGCUUCAGGGCUCAGGUAUUUUCUGUAUACCAGGGAGCUAGUUUCUUAUGACAAAUGUUUUUUGUUUUUAGGGGUGGCGAUUGUGUCUAGGGUAUUACGCAAGGUUAAAUUGAGUUCCUCAGUUAGGUGGUUAACUCAUUUUUGUACUCUGACAUCCUUGGGUAGGUGGAUGGAUGGGCAUCUCGGAAUCUUCGCGUUGUCCAAGAAUUUAUAGCACGACUUUUGAUGAUCCUUGGUUGGGGUCUGAGCAGAUUAUUUGUUGCGAUUGCAAACGCAAUAAAAUGGUGGUCCGAUAGUCCAGGAUUAUGAGGAAAAACAUUAAGAGCCACAUUAUUUAUUCCACGGGACAAAACUAGGUCCAGAGUGUGACUGUGGCAGUGAGUAGGUCCGGAGAUAUGUUGGAUAAAACCCACAGAGUCGAUGAUGGCUCCGAAAGCCUUUCGGAGUGGGUCUGUGGACUUUUCCAUGGGAAUAUUAAAGUCACGAAAAAUUAGAAUGACUACAAGAUCCGAUAGGAAUUCAGGGAACUCAGUGAGGAACGCUGUAUACGGCCCAGGAGGCCUGUAAACAGUAGCUAUAAAAAGUGAUUGAGUAGGCUGCAUAGAUUUCAUGACUAGAAGCUCAAAAGAUGAAAACGCACGUUUUUUUUUUUUGUAGAUUGAAAUUUGCUAUCGUAAAUGUUUGCAACACCUCUGCCUUUGCGGGAUGCGCAGGGAUAUGGUCACUAGUGUAACCAGGAGGACAGGCCUCAUUUAACACAUCAAAUUCAUCAGGCUUAAGCCAUCUUUCAGUCAUGCCAAUCACAUCAAGAUUAUGAUCAGUGCUUAGUUCAUUGACUAUAACUGCCUUGGAAGUGAGGGAUCUAACAUUAAGUAGCCCUAUUUUGAGAUGUGAGAUAUCACAAUCUCUUUCAAUAAUGACAGGAUUGGAGGAGGUGUUUAUUUCAGUGAGAUUGGUAAGGCGAACACUGCCAUGUUUAGUUUUGCCCAUCCUAGAUUGAGGCACAGACACCGAUCAAUGGGGAUAGCUGAGCUGACUACACUGACUGCGCUAGUGGCAGACUCCACUAAGCUGUCAGGCUGGCUAUCUCAUUGUGUAGCUAGAGGAGUUAUAUCACACUACCGCAAUAAACUAAGUUAAAACGCAGAGACUCCAAGACCACUGAGUGCUUUUGAAGUGGUAGGUAAGGUGCGGAAAUACGGAGCCCAUCUCCGCUGCACUGUAUCCGCAUGAUGGACGGCACCCUACACACUGAAGCAAGGCCAAUUUGCAAUGAAUAUAGGCUACAAGGUACAUAGGGUAAUUCACUGAGAUGAGAUCCUCAGAGCCCUUGUGAGAUCAUAUGCUGACACAUGCACAUUUGUGGCCUGCUGGAGGUCAUUUUGCAGGGCUCUGGCAGUGCUCCUCCUUGCACAAAGGCGGAGGUAGCGGUCCUGCUGCUGGGUUGUUGCCCUCCUACGGCCUCCUUCACGUCUCCUGAUGUACUGGCCUGUCUCCUGGUAGCGCCUCCAUGCUCUGGACACUACGCUGACAGACACAGCAAACCAUCUUGCCACAGCUCGCAUUGAUGUGCCAUCUUGGAUGAGCUGCACUACCUGAGCCACUUGUGUGGGUUGUAGACUCCGUCUCAUGCUACCACUAGAGUGAAAGCACCGCCAGCAUUCAAAGCUGAUGAUCUUUGGCUUCUUCCUGUGUCUGGAUGCCUUCCUCUACGUGUUCACGCUGCUUCCCCUCCGGGUGCUGCUGGCCCUGCUACACCUCCUCACCCUGCCCUGCUGCAGCCUCGGUGGCUCUCGCCUGCUGCAGCCGGCCCAGGUGUGUGACAUCUUGAAGGGACUGAUAAUGGUGCUGUGCUACUCCAUGAUGCACUACGUGGACUACAGCAUGAUGUACCACCUGAUCCGGGGACAGUCCGUCAUCAAACUCUACAUCAUCUACAACAUGCUGGAGGUAGCCGACAGGCUGUUCUCGUCGUUUGGCCAAGACAUCCUUGACGCUCUCUACUGGACGGCCACCGAGCCCAAAGAGAGGAAGAGAGACAGCAUUGGGGUCAUCCCCCAUUUCAUCAUGGCUGUAUUCUACGUCUUCCUGCAUGCCAUCCUCAUCAUGGUCCAGGCGUCAACGCUCAACGUGGCUUUCAACUCCCACAAUAAGUCCCUGCUCACCAUCAUGAUGUCCAACAACUUUGUGGAGAUCAAAGGAAGUGUGUUCAAGAAGUUUGAGAAGAAUAACCUCUUUCAGAUGUCCAACAGUGAUAUCAAGGAACGGUUCACCAGCUACGUGCUCCUUCUCAUCGUCUGCCUCAGGAACAUGGAGCAGUUCUCAUGGAGCCCAGAUCAUCUCUGGGUGUUGUUACCUGAUGUCAUCAUGGUGAUCGCCUCAGAGAUCGCAGUGGACGUCAUCAAACACGCCUUCAUCACCAAGUUCAACGAGAUCACGGCAGAUGUAUACAGUGAAUACAGAGCCAGCCUGGCCUUCGAUCUCAUCAGCUGUCGGCAGAAAAACGCCUGCACAGACUACAGCGAUUCCGUAGCCAGAAGAAUGGGCUUCAUUCCUCUUCCUCUUGCAGUCCUGCUAAUCCGAGUGGUGAUGAGUUCAGUGAAUGUACAGGGAGCCCUGUCCUGCUCCUGUGUGUUCCUCUUUUACAUGGGAAUGGUGACCCUGAAAGUGCUUAACAGUAUUGUGCUGCUGGGGAAGUCGUGUGUGUACGUGAAGAGAGCCAACAUGGAGGACAAGCUGUUUGAGAAGCCCCCCACAGCCGCCCCGGGGAAGACGCCCAGUCGAACCAGCAAGACAUCCAGGUGUACUGCCCCCUCAGGUGAUCUGUCAGGGGAUCCGUGGUCUGAGCGGUCCCCAUCCACUCCUUCCUGCACCUCCAUCCCCCCCUCUGUCACCACCCAGCCUACCCCCACCGUCAUCCCCACACCACAGGCAGAGACUAUGGCCCCUCCCGCCACUUCCCCAACCAGACCCUCCACCAGCCCAGAACCGGACCCUGACCCCCUCACCCCCUCUCCCCCUGCCACUCCCGAGAGGGAUGGGACGGAAGGCACAGAGCUCAAGCACAGGACCCCUAAAAACGACCUGCUGGAUGUAGACCGCUUCACGAUAUGCGGGAACCGCAUUGAUUGACCCCUCUGAGCCUUUCCAUUGACCUUUGACCCCACCCCCCACAAAAAAAAAGAAGUGAUAACCACUCAGGAGAGGCGGUGAGCAAGACGCUCCUCAGCACUUCUGCUCUCUUAGCAAAAUCCAGCGGAAGCAGGGUAUAUUUAUUAAGCUAGACAUACAGUAAGUUAUUGUGGACUCUGGGACAGGCUGCUUAAUUGAAGUGUACUUGCUGUUUUUCGCCUGCGGGGUAUGGGGCUCGACAAAGAGAACUGCAGUUGGUUGAGCAACGGAAGACUGCCAGAGGAAUUGUUGUUUUCAUAGCAACCUAGUUGUCUGUACCAAUGAUGUUUAUAAACCCUGGAUUGCUGAUGCUAUGUAUUGGCCAUUGAGAAGCUUUGAAGCCACCGGUCGGCCAUAUUGGCCCUCCCCAGUAUUACAAUUAAAUGUUUCAAUGACAAAAUAACAUGUAUAUAAGUGUUUUGUUGUUAUAGUGGGGACAAUAACAUUUUAGUAAUAAAUGUUUUAAUAGUAUAAUAUAAGUAUGCAUUUAGAUGUCUAAUAGAAUAAAUGUGUCAAAACGAAUGUAGUCAUUAAUAAAUGCAUUUCUAUAGCUUCUAAAAUCUAUUUUACAAUGGAGGAGGAGUACCAAGAUGGCUGCACGAUGGCUUCAGUACAGUACCCCAUGUCAGUCAUCCAGGGUGCUAGAUACACAUCACGUGUGUGUGUGUGUGUGCACACAAACGUGGAACAUGAGAAAUUGGUGCCUCUUCUCAGAUACACAGCAAAAGAGGAGCAAAGUUAUCUGUCAAUGUUCUACUGUUUUAUUUGGACAUAUUGGAUCAAAAUUACUGGAAAGGACCAGCUAUUUGCUAAUCAAAAAGCUUUACCCAGUUUAUUGGAAUUUUGCGGUAUAAAAUAUCACUACUGGUAUUAGCUCCAUUUGGUAGUGUGAAGAACAUCUCCACAGAAGUGAGAUUUUUUUUUUGAGAGCUUUCUUUUACAGAUAUUUUAAUUUGAUUUAAAAGAACCGAAGGUACCCUUCAUUGGCAUGUUUGAUGGUUAUAUGUUUGCGAGUACCGCACGUAUUACUCAUACAUAUUGCUUUUGGGAAAAGUUCAUACUAGCAUUUUAUGAUGGCAAGAAUCCCUAGUUUGCGCUGAUGAAACGUUACCGUAUUGUCUUAAAUAUGCUACAGAUGACAGGGUUUGGAGCUAUUUCUCUUCAUUUGACGCUCAUGCAAUGUUUUAAUUACUAUUGUAAUAAGGAUCUAUUUUUGGAGCUGCCAGUUGUAAUAUUUUAGAGUAUUUUUGCGCAUGGAACGUCCACUGAACCCUCUUCCAAGGGUCACUUUUUGUACUGUUCUUAUGCAAGCAAUGAUGGAAAACUGUCCACUUAAUUUCAUGUUUGGUUCAUAACUUCACCAUGAUAUGAAAUGGCCCUCUUUUUGGGAUGAUGAUGAUGAUGAUGAUAAAUAAAAGUUAUUUUGAAA